Coturnix japonica (Japanese quail) is the source of this 1500-nucleotide messenger RNA. Lineage: Eukaryota; Metazoa; Chordata; Aves; Galliformes; Phasianidae. The record is from RefSeq and is a predicted model, not a curated record.
AUGACACCCCGCCUCCGCGCUUCCGGCCCCGCCCCCCUCCGGCAGCCGGGCGGGGCCGCGGGGGCGAUGGCGGCGGCGGCGGCGGCGGCUCGGGAACGGCGCCGGGAACAGCUGCGGCGCUGGGAGGCGGCGGUGGCGGCCGCUCCCCCCGCUCCGGGCCCCCCCCGGCCGCCCCGGGCCCGCUCCGUUCGAUUCGAGAGGGCGGCCGAGUUCAGAGCCGUCUGCGCAGGCGCGGACCUGGCGGAGGCGCGCGCCAUGGUGAGCGCGGGAGGGCGCGCGCUGCUGGGCGGGGCCAACGCGGAUGGGAUCAGCGCGCUGCACCAGGCGUGUAUCGAUGAGAACAUGGAGGUGGUGCAGUUCCUGGUGGAGAGCGGAGCCGACGUCAACCAGGCGGACAACGAGGGCUGGACCCCCCUGCACGUGGCCGCGUCCUGCGGAUACCGGGACAUCGCGGAGUACCUGCUGGCUCAUGGGGCCGACGUGGCGGCGGUGACGAGCGAUGGGGAGCUGCCCCUGGAGGUGGCUGAGGACGAAGGGCUGGAGGAGCUGCUGCGGGAGGAGGUGGAGCGCAGAGGGGUGGAUGUGGCAGCUGCCAAGAGGGCGGAGGAGGAGCGGAUGCUGCGCGACACGCGGCGCUGGUUGGACGCUGGGGAGAUCCGGGACGCCAGGCACCCGGCCACAGGGGCCAGCGCUCUGCACGUGGCAGCAGCCAAGGGCUACAUCGAGGUCAUGAGGCUGCUGCUGCAGGCGGGUUAUGACCCCGAUGUGAGGGACAAGGACGGCUGGACCCCGCUGCACGCGGCUGCGCACUGGGGAGUGGAGGAGGCCUGCAGGCUGCUGGCUGAGCACCUCUGUGACAUGGCGCCCCGCAACAACGUGGGGCAGCGUCCUUGUGACCUGGCAGACGAGGAGACCCUUCCCCUCCUGGAGGAGCUGCAGCGGCGGCAGCACCACCUCCGCUCCCAAAAAGACCCAGGGACCCCCCCAGCCCCCAUAACUCUGGACCCCGAUGGAGCACCAGCUUCUACCUGGAGCAGUAAGCACCGCCGGAGCUCAGUGUGUCGCAUGAGCAGCCGUGAGAAGAUGUCGGUGCAGGAUCAGUCCAAGGAGCGUCCGGUGCUGGGGGUCCUUCCCCCCCCCGGGGACGAGGACAGCGGCGAUGAAGGGGAGACCCCUCCCCAAAUGGGUCCUCCCAUGGAAGCGGCCCCACUCAGCCCCCCCAAUGGGGUCCCUGAUGGCCCCCCCAUGAAGGGUCCCAGCUCCGGGUUGUGCCGUACCGGCAGUUUGGGGGCGCUGCCCCCCCCCGCCCCCCCCCAGGAUUUUGGGGUCCGUCGUUCCGCCUCCUCCCCCCGCCUGGACUCUGCCCCCCAGAUUAAGGAGCCCCGCUUGGCCCGCGUCCCCCCCACCCCCUCCGCGCUGCAGGACCUGAAGGCCGACAACCAGCGGCUGAAGGACGAGAACGCGGCGCUCAUCCGCGUCAUCAGCAAACUGUCCAAGUGA